Cololabis saira (Pacific saury) is the source of this 5175-nucleotide messenger RNA. It is a transcript of the gene palb2, whose product is annotated as partner and localizer of BRCA2. Lineage: Eukaryota; Metazoa; Chordata; Actinopteri; Beloniformes; Belonidae. Gene Ontology annotation, molecular function: protein binding; DNA binding. The record is from RefSeq and is a predicted model, not a curated record. Gene Ontology annotation, biological process: double-strand break repair via homologous recombination. The coding region runs from base 15 to 4223 and encodes 1402 amino acids. The transcript has 12 exons. Gene Ontology annotation, cellular component: nucleoplasm.
GUCGGCUGAGCAGCAUGAGCAUAAAUACGGAGGACAUUGUGCACAGUGAGGAGCAGCUGAGGAAUACUCUCCACUGUGAUGACAAGGAGAAGCUUCGCAGGAAGUUGGCACAGUUACAAAGGGAGUAUCUCAAGACAGCCCAGAGACUAAAGCGGGCCGAGCGACAGGAAGUGAUCCAAAGGCAUGUCAAAAGUCGGAUCUCCCAUCAGAACCACCAGAGAGACCCGGAAGAUGCAUCGAACCCAAGUCUCAACUCGUCCACACAAAUACUGAACACAAGCAGAGGGAACGAUGAAGACACAGCUCAGCAGGAGAACACUGAAGCAGAUUGUGAUGCAUCUAGGAGGAGCCAGGUGAUCCGGUUUAUACUUCCCUCGGAUAAUGCUCGUCCACAAACCUCAGAUUCCAGUCAAGACUCAUCCAGAGGUCACAGACACAAUCCUGCCCUGCGCCUUCGGUCACAACGGAGCCGUUUACGCUGGGAAAGAAGGAGCGCGGAGGCCAGCAGGACCACAAAUGACAGCCAAAAUGGACAGGAGCAGGGCGACAGGCUGCUAAGUGCUAAAACGGCAGAGGAGGAGACAACAGUCAAGUCAAGGGAGGAUGCAGAUGUCGGGAAUGAAAGUGAAGAACUGUUCUCUGGUACAGAGGCCGAGUCAUUCUCCCUGCUGCUUACGCACUGGAACUCGCAAGGGUGCAACGAACGAGGAGAUAAAGAGGGAAAGGACAGCCAAAGAAACCACAAACAAAGGGAAAAAGAGACUCACUCGGAAGUUGAAGGGAAUUGCUGUAAACAUGCUCUAACCACUGAAGAAAGAGCACAAAAUGUUGUACAAAAAGUAGAGGAUGUUGCCAGUAUUGGAGGACAGGAAGAAGUAAAGUCAUGUAAAGAGAACGGUAAAGAAAACACUGAGGGAAAUGAAGGUGAAACAAUAGAAAAUGAGAAAAAUUAUGAUAAUGUGGAAAUGAAAGAAAAAAAGAGCAGGAUCACAGGAGAUGAAAAAACAGCCAGCCUCUUAGACUCCUGCACGCUAGUGGAGGGACUUCUUUACCCAGCGGAGUACUACGUUCGAACCACAAGACGUAUGACAUUUUCACAGAGCCAGCCUGACAUGCAAGCUGUGAUCCUCUCCCAGCUGAGCAUGGGGCGGCGCCGCAGGAGUCGCGGUAGUGCCAGAGGACCCGGCAGGGACGCACACACCAGUAAAUGUUCAGAUCAGCAUGCUCGCACAGAUUUUUCUUCUCCAGUGGCUGCAUCCACAUCUCAAAAUAGUCCUUACACAUCUCCUGCUCCCAACGCAUCUGGGGAACCUAGUCAAAGUUCCUGUAAGAUUUUAAAUCCCACUCCAGACUUUGACAUGGACUCCGAUUUUUGCUUUUCACCCAAAGUUACCGCUGCCCGUCCACCUCGAGGCAGGAGGAAAAGCAGAGGUAGAGGCAGGGGGAGAAGUCUGACCCCUCAAUCUCCUCUUAAUUUAGACUCCCACCAACUCGUUUGUAAACAAGCAUCAGGAGAAGCCCAGGCAACCAUCACCUCGGUGUCUUCCUCCCAGUUGCCUGCAUCCACCUGCAACCCAGAUUCCCAGCCUUCUUCUGGAGUUAAGGGAGCUCCAUCUAGUUCUGCAUCGGAACAUUCUGAAAAGGUCUAUCCCAUCUUUCUGAAAAGCGAAAUCAAGGCUGACCGACCCCCGCCGGUGAACAGAGACCCAUCAAGCUGGACGUUUCUCCUCUUGCCCUCCUCUUCACCAGCACAAACAUCCCUGCUGCCUCUCUCCUCCCUGUCCUCUGUCUCACUGCUCAGCAGCCUGAAGAACAUGGACUUCUACCAAGAUUUCCAUCUACCAGAUGACCAGUUUGCUUCCCUGAAGCUGCACAAACUUCGCCAGGUUGCUGUGGAGUCGGGAGUCGAACAAUUUUUAUCACCGUACCACAACACACGCAGCAGCUCCCGACGCUUGAACCCACUUUACAGCGAUCCGUUGACGCCUCCUCCUCUCCCACUCAGUGCCACGCCCACCGUCACAAGUUCAUCCUGUGUGAACCAGGAACAAAAAGCUUCUGCGCAGAAGCUCAUAGAUCCCCGGAGACAGAAGUCAACAGAAGAUGCACCCACUGAUGAAAAGAGUAACGGGUCCUUAACUGAGGAGCCGCCUGGUCAAGAUGUUUCAGAAACUGAUGUGGAGCAGCAGACUGAAAACCUCCAUACUGCCAUUCACAGCAGCUCAACGGACUGUGUUUCAAAGGUUCAGCAUUUUACUGAAGACUGUGUGGGUGGACAUAAAGAGCAUGAAACUGUAACUCCAGACAGCAAUGACCAAAGCAGCAUAUCUGCCUGCAGCACAGACGGAUCUAUCAGUCCACGGCUUCAUCAGAGCUCUGCCGACAGGCCAGGGUGCAAAGUGAGUGAGUACGUCAGCGAUGAUGAACUGAAAUCAGAGCAGCCCGUCACUGAAAAACACUCAGGUUGUCAUAGUGCAGUCCAGAAUUUAAGUUUGCAGGGUCAGAUGUCUGAAGCAGAAUAUAAAGAGUUUAAGAGUUCUUCCUCUGAUUAUUCUCAAAAAGAAACACCAGAGCAGCCUCUUGAUUGUGCUGCUUUACAUGCAUGGAACGAAGCAAAAGCUCGAGCAGAGUCUCCUGUUCAAGCCCCGACUUUGCGGCUUAGUUCAGAAGAGUUGAAAGAAGCUGCUGAACCUGACGCAAAGCUCUCUGCAGACAGACUGAUUGAAAAUAAGACCACGUCUCAGCCGCAGCACUCUGAGCUCUCGCUGUGUUCUGCUCCGGCUUCAGCGCCCUGCCCCUUUGUAACCCCACACCUGCCUUCAGCCACUUUAAUUUCCAGCCCAAUCCUGCCUUCCCUAGGAAUCACCCCACACCGGGUUCCCGCCAACCUCCCAGUGUCGUUCUCUCCCUCUGCCCCUUCUCUCACCCUUCCUCCUCCUCAUAGUCCGUCCGGGCAGGUUCUCUCUCCUCCAGCUCUUUCUCCCUGUCCGUCCAUCACCUUCCUCCCCCCCAGCCUGCCUCUCCUGUCCCCCAGCAGGGAGACUCAAGCUUCAUGUGAACCACCAGCUAUGAAUAAUCACAGUCCAAUAGUUGAACCAGCUGCCUGUCCAACUCCACCCAGCUGUAAUCUCCAGAGCUCACCUGAGCAGGCGGGCCUGACAGCAGAGGAAUCUGAGAAGAAACAUACAAUGAGACACCAACACACACUGAAGUCUGCAGCAGGAGGGUUUCUGGUGGAUGUGUGUUGUCUUCUUGGAUCCUCGGGGAGUCUGUGUGUAGCAGCAGCAGGGAAGUGGGCUGUAUGCCUUUGGAGCCAGACUUCAGCAUCGGAUUGGAGCUUAACCCACACCUGGACCUUUCAUGAGCCCGUCAUCAAUGUGUUCCCAGUCCCAGAUGCUGCUGGGAUGAUGUGUGCGACUCUUGGGAAGUUGGAAAUCAGAGAAGUGAGAAUGCUGUCAUGCUCCAGCCUCAUGCAGAUGCCGAUAAGUCAGGGAGUCAUCCAGGCAGUUGUAGGCGUGUCCAGGUCCAGAGUGGUUACGUCCUCUCACUCAACAACAGGCUCCACCCUGCAGGUGUUCACUCUGUCCAACAGCAGCAGUGGACAGAGUUCUCAGCCUCUUGUGUCUCCUGGUGGUUCUGUUGAAGCCCUCGCUCCAGUGGACGGACUUCCUGAUGCCCUGGUUGGCACAGGUGAAGGUGGACACCUCUUCAUUUGGAAUUUAAAGACUGGCCAGUUGCUGUGCAAAGUCCUUCUAGGACAUAGCUUAUCACACACAGCCUGUCUCAGAGGAUAUUCCUAUGCUGGAGUGCUGUUAGUCCUGCUGCAACAUCAGUUUCUAAACUCACUGGAGGAGGAAGGAAAAACAAAAGGUGUGAUGUCCUCAGAAGAGGAGAUGAAGAUGGCUUGGUUCUCUUUGGUCGGCAUCAACCCUCUGAGUGGAAAAUCUGUACGGCUGUCUCAGCUCUAUCCACCGAAAGCCUGGUCUGACAGGCUGUCUGAAGUGGACGUUAACCGCUCCAGCGUGGUGGGCCUGAGUCAGAGUGGCUGCGCGUGCGUGUGGGGACUCGGCCCACAGGGCGCUCCACACCUGCUGGGACCUCCGGAGGGGGAAGGCUGGCAGCUGGCUCGCUGGGGGGAAGGAGACACGCUGGUGAUCGGACAUAAUAACGGAGACGUGUCUUUACACUGCUGGAGUGUGGGUGGGACCACGCUCUGUCGUUAAAAAUACACUCAGAUAACUUUGUUUUAAAAGAAGAGCAUUUAUGUCACUGUGAUGAUCAAAAUAUAUUAACAGGCUCCAACAUCAUAUCAAACUAUUGUCCUCAGACUAAUCUCUAGUUAACUUUGUUUCCUCCGUGUACUGUAUCUACUGUACCAGGGUUUCUCAUAGAAACAUGCUACGUUAUGUCAGUUUGACCAAUUUCAGCAUUCAGGCACAGAAUUAUAUUUCUACAGUUUGUCCACUUUACUGAUCUACGGGUACAUUUUUUACACUGUAAACUGAGCAAAUCCCACAACUCAGUGGCAGCUAGUUAUAAACUCUUUAAAGUUAAGGGAGAAUAAGCUGUUUUUUCCUAGCUUUUGGAAAUAUAUUUUUAUUGUAAAUAAAUCACUCUGAACCUGUUUGAGUGAAAGUGUUGCUUUUAGACCAUUGUUUUAUCAGUCCUUUUUAAAACUACUGCUGUUUUGACUGUUGUUAGUGUGUUUGGACUUUGUUGUAUUUAAUGAAGAAAAAAAGUAUUACCAAAGUUGUAUUAAAAUUUACAUUAAACAUUUAAAAAUGUACUUGAUUGUAUAUUUUUUGUUGAAUUUACAUGGCAGCUGGCUAAAAGCAGUGUUCAGUCAUAUUUUUCCUACCCAUUAUUAAAAUCCGGAAGGAUGGUGCUGCUGCCUCAUUUAUGGGGAAGAAAUGUCAGAAAUGAAUCUUUAAUUAUUGUGAUCAAAGAUCAGUUCAAGGUUUGGUCUUGGAGUAAUAGAAGAUUUUAUGGAAAUGUUUAGUUGCCAAAGUAAAUGUGUCCACAAACGACUGAGUGAAGCUAAUCUGAAAAGAAACCUAAUUAUAAGUCCAUAUUUACUUCAUUCUUGGUAGGUGCAUGAGGUGAGGAUUGGUGACAGAUCUAAGAUUUUCUACAUCAGGGAACAUAAGGAGCCACAGCAGAGGGGCCAAGUACAGU